Molecule: messenger RNA, 861 nt
Organism: Hipposideros armiger (great roundleaf bat)
Lineage: Eukaryota; Metazoa; Chordata; Mammalia; Chiroptera; Hipposideridae
Gene: MRGPRG
Product: MAS related GPR family member G
Exons: 1
Coding region: 1-861 (286 amino acids)
Biological process (GO): G protein-coupled receptor signaling pathway
Cellular component (GO): plasma membrane
Molecular function (GO): G protein-coupled receptor activity
Source: RefSeq, a predicted model, not a curated record
AUGUUUGGUCUCUGGAGAACCUUCACUAGCGUGGUUUUCUACCUCACUCUGGCCGUCAGCCUCGUGGGGCUGGUGGGGAACGGGCUGGUCCUCUGGCACCUGGGCUUCCACAUCAGGAAGGGCCCGUUCUCCGUCUACGCCCUGCACCUGGCCGCCGCCGACUUCCUGUUCCUCUGCUGCCACGCGGCCUUCUCCAUCGCCCAGGUCGCCCUGGGCUCCCAGAACACCGUCUACUUCGUGGUCACUUUCAUCGGGUUUGCGACGGGGCUCUGGCUGCUGGCAGCCUUCAGCCUGGAGCUCUGCCUGUCCGAGCUCUUCCCCGCCUGCUACCAGAGCUGCCGCCCCAGACACACGUCGGGCGUCGUCUGCGGCCUGAUCUGGGCCCUGAGCCUGCCGGUCGUGCUGCUGCCCGCUCAUGCCUGUGGCCAGCUGUGGGACGGGGCGCGCCUGCUGGCCUGUCUGCGGUACCACGCGGCCUGCAUCACGUGGCUGCUGGUCCUGGCCUGCGUGGCCUGCGUGGCCGGGCUGGUCCUCUUCAUCUGGGUGGCAUGCUGCUCCCAGCGCCCGCGCCCCAAGUUCUACGGCGCCGUCCUGGGCUCCGUGCUCCUGCUCACCGUCUGCGGCCUACCCUACGUCCUCUACUGGAGCCUGCGGCCCCUCCUCAAUGUCCUGCUGCCCAUAUUCCCCCCGCUGGCCACCCUCCUGGCCUGUGUCCACACCAGCUUCAAACCACUCAUCUAUUUCACCGCCGGCCGGCAACCAAGAAAACGCGAGCCAUUGAGGGCGGUUCUCCAGAGGGCCCUGGGGGACGGGGUCCAGCUGGGGCCUAGGGGGCUGUCCCUGCCCAUGAGUGCCAUAUAG